AUGGUAGAGCCAAGUAUGCUCUUAGUCAAAAGAAGAAACACAAGAAUUAAUAGUGCAGACUUACAAAUUUUAGAAAGAAUUGAAAGGACUAUUGACUCUCUACUAGAACAGAAGCGGUUUUUAGAUUGCAUAGAAUUUAUAAACAAAGCGCUGCCAAUUCGAAAAUCAUUUUACGGCGAAAACAGCAAUGAGGUUUUAUCGUUUGUAGCCCAAAUGCUCAAGUCUAUAUCAAAAGGAGCAGGAUCCUUAUUAUGCAAAGAAAACCCUUUAGAAGCUAUCAAAAUCCUUCAAAAUUUAUUAAAAAUUUCCCAACCUUACCAUCUAAAAUUAAUCCCCGAAUUUUGCAGCACAAUAAACACCUUAGCCUGCGCAUAUCAGAACACUGGAAAAUAUAAAAAAGCCCAAAAUUACGCCCAUCAAGCUUUACAAAUCAUCAAGGAUUAUCCUUCCAUUGAAAUUGAUCGUUCUUCCCUUUAUUUAAAUCUGUGCACGAUCUAUUCGAAUUUAAACCUCCACAAAGAAGCCUCCAACUUCUGCAAACUUGCUAUACAAAGCGCCAAAGAAGAGCUGGUGAAUUUAAAUUCUCCAAAAAGUUCAGAAGAAUAUAGACAAAAAAUAGGCUCCAUGUCAAAUAACCGUGGAUUUUUGACAGUGUACAUUUGACCGAAAAUUAACGGUUUUUUUGAGUCAAAUGUCUCACUAUCUAAAAUCUUCGAUCAAUUUCGGCCAGAAAUUUUUCGUUAAAAUGUACACUAUCAAAAAUGCAAAGUCAUUUGACCUCACCCAAAAAAUAACAACUUUAGGAGUUGCAUAUCACAACUUAGGGGUUGAAGAAGAAUUUCUUAAAAAUUUUGAGAGCUCUAUUGAGUGGUAUAAAAAAUCAAUAGUUUUUAUGAAAAAUUACUCGGAUAGCUCCCAGCAUCAGCUUCUUGAAAGUUUAAAAAAAUCUUAUCAAGCAGCUAUAAAAAGCCAAACUGAAAGAAAAACCCCAAAAUCUCAUGGGAAAAAAAGUAAUAGCACUUUUGAGAAAAUAAUCUCAACAAGGUCUGAUGAAAAUUCAAGGACAUUUUAUAAAACUUUUGGAGGGCCUGAAGCUGAUUGAUUUCAACUGAACCAGGAAAAAAAAGAUGCAAAUGCGCAAAGUCAAUUAAAAUUCCACAAAAAUUUUAAACAAAACCGAAUAAAAUUAAGAAGAAAUGGGUCUUCUACAGUUUACCAGUCUCCAAAGUUUUCUCAUAUUGAAGAAAAUAGUGUGACUGUUAAAAAUAGCUUAUCAAGGGAUUUUAAGGAGGCUGAAAAUGAUGUGGAUUUACUAGAACUUGACCAUUUAGGACUAUUAGAAUACAGCAUGGAUAGUAAAGAGUGUAAAAUGGAUGGAAAGUAUGAAAUAAAUGUCAGCAAAAUAUUACCUGUAAAAGAAGAAAAACCAAGAGAGGUUAAAAGCAAUUUAAAAGAUAUAAAACCAGUUUCAAAAAGUUAUACAUUUGCCGAUGGAUUUGCAAUGCAAAAUUCUUUUAAGCAGACAAUUGAAGCAGAUAAACUUCAGAUUCCAUUCAAAAAGAGCAAAUCUAAUGAAGCCCCAACCAAAAACCUUACAGAAAUAGUAGAAAAUCAAGGGAAAACCUUGAAAACAGAAGAAAAACCAAACGUAAAAUCUGAUAAGGAGCCAAUUGAAAAAUCUGAGACCCAGAAAAAAAAUGAAGAUGUUUUUAAUAAAAAAUCUGACGAAAAAAUAGAUGAAAAUGAUGGCUCCAUGUCAAAUCACAGGGGAUUUUUGACAGUUUACAUUUAAUCGAAAUACACAUUUUAGUCGAAAAUUUUUAAUAGUGCGGCGUUUGGAUGAAUAUUAACUUUUUUGUUUUCGGUCAAAUGUCUCACUAUCAAAAAGUUUCAACCAUUUUCGGCCAAAAAUAUUUCGGUGAAAUAAACACUAUCAUAAAGGCAAUAUCGUUUGACCUGCACCCCGAAAAUGAUAUCAAAGCAAUCAUAAAAAUGCAAGCUAUAAUCAGAGGAAAUAAGACAAGAAAAAUAUUAAGAGACACUAGAGUUGCAGAAAAUCCUGCAACAAAAGCUGAGCCAGUAAAAGAAAAUCCUAAAAAAGAAGAGCCAAUUGAUUUAGCUACAAUUGAUAAUGACGUCGUCGCAAAAAUCCAAGCUGCUUUUAGAGGAAAAAAGGUGAGGAAACAGCUUAAAUUUAAUAAAAAAAACGUUGAGGAGCUAAAGUUAAACACUUCUCCUAAAACACCAAGCAGAAAUUUAUUAGUCCUUAUACAAUCAAAACCUAAAACAGAGAAUGUAGCUGUGCCAAAAGAGCCGGUCCAAGGCACAGCUUUUUCGAAUUUUACCUCAAAUGUGAUAAAAACACAAUGGCCAAUCCAAAAAAAAUUCUCUUUUGACAUGCCCAAAAAAUUAAUCAAUUCUAAUGAAAUUCCAUUAGAAAGCCCGCCUGACGUUGAAUUUUCUUUCAACCCGAUAAACCAAAAAGAAAUCCCUGAUGUAAAUACAUCAAAUAGGCCUGAAGACCCAGGUCUGGAAAAAAUAAGCUCUAUUGAUGGGUCAGAUUAUUUAAUUACUAUAGUAAAAACAAGCCAAGACGAGUUCAAAAUCAGAGCAGAAAGCUUGGAGACCCAUGAAGUCUAUAAUUUAACUCAGCAGCAGCCUCAGAAUAUGAAAAUUGAUGACUUCGUCAAAAAUUUGACCAUUGAAAACGGGAAAUUGUCCUUGCUUUACUCUGACCAAGAUAUAGCAAAAAUCACAAAAAUUCAAAAUGUUUUUAGGAGGAAAAAAAAACAAAGGACGAUAUCAGAAAUCCCUGACGAAAUUUUAGUAAAGGGAGAACGGCAUAUUAAAGGCCAAACGUUUUUAAUAUCUAUAAUAAAAACCAAAAGUAAUCUCAUUCCUGGGGAUAUCUCAAGGACAAAAAUUGCCCUUGGGGAUUAUAUCCGCAUUGAGGUUCAUGGGCUAAAUAAUGCCCCUAUGCCAAAACCUAAAAUUUAUACAGUCAAUGAGCUCUGUGAACUCCUUAAUUUAUGAGAAUCCUCUGAAAUCUACGCUAAAAAAAAUGAAAUCUUUGUAAACGUCGACAUCGAAAACCACGAAAUUGUCCUUCGAAAAAGCUCUUUUAUAGAGCCCAGACAGAUUUUUGCUACAGUAAGAGUGCUGAAUAAUUCAUUUAAAUAUACCUUAAAAUUUUUUGAUAUUAGUUAUAUCGAUACAGAUGAAGACAUACUAAUAGAAGCAAUCGCUGAUAAAAAAGCCCCAGCAAUAGAGAAUAAUUUUUGUAUUUCAAGACGUGAGUUGUCCGAUAUACUCGGAAUUAAUGUAGAAGAUUUAGACAAAAAUUUUAAAAAAGUUGCUGAUUUGAUAAUAAUAGAAGAAAUGAGAGAAAUUAAUAUUUCUAAAAGAAUAUUGAGGGAGGAUACCCCAAAUAUCAAUAUAUCGGUAAACCAAGAAGAAAAAUGUGUAACGCCAUGUGUUGAAAAAACUGUAGAUAAGGCUGAUGAAAACAAAGAAAGCAAAUCUAAUCUAAGGUUUACUUUUAGAAAAAACGUAAAAAAUGAAAAUUAUUCAAAGGCGUUUAGCAUUAUUAAUGCAACAGCCAUGAAAAAUAUAGGAAAAUAUUUUUCAGCCUUAGUUACUUUCCCUUUAAAUUGAUGAUAAAAUUUCUAUGUUUUUUCUCUUUUAAAUCGACUUUUUUAUAGCUAAAAAUAAUGAUAUUUAUUUCAAAUAGGUUUAAUAACAAAUUGAAAAUUAGCAAAAAAUUUGGUGCCUAUUUAAGAUGUGAAGUGAAGUGAAACACUAUUUAAACAAACUGAGUCGCUAAAUUUUAUAAAAAUAUUUUUAUAAAAUUUUAUAUCAAAUUUUCCCUCAAAUAUAAUUAUACUCAUUUAAAUUGGAGUAGACUUUUUGUUCUAAUAUGAAUGGGUUGAGUUAUUAAGAAUAAAAACAAGAAAAAAAUAAUCAGACAGCAACGAUGCAUAAUUCAAGGUAAAAGUGUUUCAAUAGCCAUUUUCGAAAGCGAUGAUGGAGCUUCUAUUGAAAUCACAAACGAACGGAGCGGCAGUGUUUAUAGUACUAGCAUUUCCAUCCCAUAA
Molecule: messenger RNA, 4094 nt
Organism: Blepharisma stoltei
Lineage: Eukaryota; Ciliophora; Heterotrichea; Heterotrichida; Blepharismidae
Source: the annotation of a GenBank genome assembly